Molecule: messenger RNA, 201 nt
Organism: Babesia microti strain RI
Lineage: Eukaryota; Apicomplexa; Aconoidasida; Piroplasmida; Babesiidae
Product: conserved Plasmodium protein, unknown function
Exons: 3
Coding region: 1-201 (66 amino acids)
Source: RefSeq, a predicted model, not a curated record
AUGGAUCAAAAUUACCUAGACAAAAUGGGAUGCGAAAUACCGCCAAUGGAAUCGCUCAUUACACUAAUGGAGAUUGAACAAUCUAUGCCAUUUCAAGAUAGCGCGUUAUGGGAGUUGAUAAAGAAUUAUUACAUACACUUUGGGAACGAAAUUUGGCCAAGAAAUGUUGUGCCAUGUUACAUAACGAGCAACUCGAAGUAA